CCACUAUAUCAUUUGGUGGUUCAUCAUCAUCAGAGAUAUCAUCUUCAUUCAUAUCAAAAUGUUGUACCCUAUCAUUCUCCAUGCGCACUUCAUUGGUUACCAUAUCUCUAAAAGAUGUGGUGUUCACAUCAGGUUGAGUUUGAAGUUGGAUUUGUGAAGCAUUAGAUGACAUAGGGGGUUCAUUGGGGAAUAAAAGGUGAUUAAUUUUCCUUUUAGGUUUCUUUGAAGAUUGAUCAAUUUGGUCUUGUUUUUCAGGGGAGGCUUCCUGGUUCAGAGAGUUAUAUUUCAUCGAGAGAGUUUUCUGUGUAAGACUAUUGGGGAGAGUAAAAUUGUUAAGUUGAGGUAAAAUUAAUUAUUUAUAUAACUAGAAUAAAUAUGUAAUUUCAGUUUAUUUUGCGGGCGUUAAUGGGAGAUUUGAGUACGAUGUUUAGCUUUCUGCACAAAGAGCUACUCAAUAUUAUUUUUGAUAAUUUUUUUUGAAAAAAAAAAAAUAAAAUAAGCCGUCGUUGGUUUUCCUUGUAUGUUCUCUCCUUACAACUGAUCUGAGCUUCCUUACCUCACACACUUCCUUUCUUUCUCUCACUUAUUCUACCGACAGAUCUCCGAAAUUCAAUCACCCAUUUACCUCCAAUAUUUGAAGAUUUAAGUUGAAAUUCUGCUGAAAAUUUUGCAGAAUUUUGAGCAUUAUAUUAUGCUUUGUUAUCAUAUAAGCAAGGGAUUUCAGUACAAUCUACUGUGAAGUUGAUAAAAUUGUUGAAACUGAGUAUAAUUCGUUGUUUUUCUUCAAUUAAUCAAUGGCUUCUUCUUCCGAUACUACUGACCCAGAUAAGGGUAUGUCUGCUGAUAACAUCAAGGGUUUAGUUAUGGCGUUGUCAUCUAGUUUCUUCAUUGGUGCUAGUUUCAUUGUUAAAAAGAAAGGCUUGAAGAAAGCUGGUGCUUCUGGUGUUAGGGCAGGAGUUGGAGGCUAUUCUUAUCUAUAUGAGCCAUUGUGGUGGAUAGGCAUGAUUACAAUGAUUGUCGGAGAAAUUGCUAACUUUGCAGCAUACGCAUUUGCGCCAGCUAUUUUGGUCACUCCUCUUGGAGCACUGAGUAUAAUCAUCAGUGCUGUUCUUGCACAUGUAAUUUUAAAGGAGAAGUUACAUAUUUUUGGAAUGCUUGGUUGUGUUUUAUGUGUUGUUGGUUCAACUACGAUCGUUCUUCAUGCUCCUCCAGAACGUGAGAUUGAUUCUGUUAUAGAAGUAUGGAACCUAGCUACAGAACCUGGUUUUCUCUUUUAUGCUGCUCUAAUUAUGACUACUGUGUUUGUGCUCAUAUUCCACGUCAUUCCAGAGUAUGGGCAGACACAUAUUAUGGUUUAUAUUGGAGUUUGCUCAUUGGUGGGCUCUCUAUCGGUCAUGAGUGUGAAAGCACUUGGAAUUGCUUUGAAGUUGACACUAUCUGGAAUGAAUCAACUAAUAUAUCCUCAAACAUGGGCCUUCAGUAUAAUUGUUGCUGGUUGUGUAAUCACCCAAAUGAAUUAUUUGAAUAAGGCUCUAGACACGUUCAACACAGCUGUUGUAUCUCCAAUAUAUUAUGUCAUGUUUACAUCCUUUACUAUAUUGGCUAGUGUGAUCAUGUUUAAGGACUGGGACAGACAGAAUCCAACUCAAAUAGUGACUGAAAUGUGUGGUUUUGUCACUAUCCUCUCAGGGACCUUUCUUCUUCAUAAAACAAAGGAUCUGACUGAUGGUGUAACCAAUUCUUUGCCCGUUAAACUGAGCAAGCACGCUGAGGAAAAUGGAUUUGAAGACUCUGAGGGUAUACCCCUUAGGCGGCAGGAUGCAAUGAGAUCACCAUGAUAUACUGAAUUGUUUCCAGAAAUGAUGCACUUUUUUGGGGAGGCAAGAUGACACCACCCUGCACAUGUUUGAAGUCUCCGGUUUCCCCACAAAGUUUGGGGAAGCGUAGUUGGAGGAAGGGAAAAAGAAAAAAAAAGGUGUUCUUCCCUGUUCAUAAGAUGGAAGAGUUCUAGCUGCCGUCUAACAUCCCUUUGCCCAUUCUUUCUAUUGCCUGGAACCCCCCCACCUCCCUCUUUCCUCCACUGUAGUUUUUGUGUUCAUAUGAUCAUUAUUUUUCUAAACUGGCAAGUGUCCUUCCACAUGCAAAGUGUAACAAAAAUUAGCUGAGGAAAAGACAACAGUGGAAAUUCUAAAUGAGAUGCCGCCAUUAAUGGUCAAUUCAUUGUAGUGAAUUGCCGCCAAUUCUGUAGAUUGUGUCCCGAUUUACGAAGCUUAGCAUCUGUGUAUAUUUUCUUGUUGAAGCUAUAGUUUGUUUUCAUUGUCAA
This is a messenger RNA of Chenopodium quinoa (quinoa), 2323 nucleotides long. RefSeq names its product probable magnesium transporter NIPA4. The coding region runs from base 795 to 1838 and encodes 347 amino acids. The transcript is spliced from 9 exons. The record is from RefSeq and is a predicted model, not a curated record. Lineage: Eukaryota; Viridiplantae; Streptophyta; Magnoliopsida; Caryophyllales; Amaranthaceae. Gene Ontology annotation, molecular function: magnesium ion transmembrane transporter activity. Gene Ontology annotation, biological process: magnesium ion transport. Gene Ontology annotation, cellular component: membrane.